UCGUGCGCGAGCUUUCGCUUCGUUGAGGGCGCGAAGAAGGGAGCCUAGAGAGUAGUAGUAGUAGCAGUAGUAUAUGGUCGAUAUUCCAGCAGCAGCAGCAGCAGCGCUAACAGUAACGUACGGUAGGGGCCGCCGAGUGGAGUUUAUAUACGCGUUGUGUAUAUAUACUAGGAAAACGAGCGAGCGAGAGAGAGAAAUAGAAAUACACACGUUGCCGUCACCCGCCGCACACCGUCGUCGUCGUCGUCUCUCUCUCUCCUCGCGGCAGUCGUCGUCGUCGUCGUCGAUUCAGUGAUCGUCCACUGUUGCUCCUGUCGUGUACGGUCGAGGUAGUUCCUCGUUCGACUCGUAUAAGUAGUACGCGCCCAUCUCUCUCCGAUAAUUUUCGGAGGGAUUCGCGAGUGUCUGUGUACGUGUGUGUGUGUGUCUGUGUAAACGGGGGCUUAUUCUCACCCUCGUACACAUACACAUAUAUAACUGUGCGUGGGUGCGAGGAAGAUCGUCAGUGUGUGUGCGUGCCUUGUGCGUCGAUGGUCGACUGGUCGACUCUUUGAUUGCCACACCGAUUAUAAUAAUAAUUCGUGCGACACAGAUACGGAGAGCACGCGAAAUAACGAGGGAGGAGGACUCGACAAUUAUAAUCCAUUCGUAUUAUUAUCGUCGCACGAGUGUCCUGUGAGUGACGACUGCAGCAGCAGCACGGCAAGAUGGCGCAAGAUCCAAAAUGGCACAAGGAUGCAUCAGACCAGAACUUCGAUUACAUGUUCAAAUUGUUAAUCAUAGGAAACUCGUCCGUAGGGAAGACUUCUUUUCUGUUUCGUUACGCCGACGAUUCCUUCACGUCGGCAUUCGUCUCGACCGUCGGCAUUGAUUUCAAAGUCAAGACGGUGUUCAGAAACGACAAAAGGGUCAAGCUCCAGAUUUGGGACACCGCGGGUCAAGAGCGAUACAGAACCAUCACGACGGCCUACUACCGAGGCGCCAUGGGCUUCAUUCUGAUGUACGACAUCACGAACGAGGAGUCGUUCAAUUCGGUCCAGGACUGGCUCACGCAGAUCAAGACCUACUCCUGGGACAACGCCCAGAUCAUUCUCGUGGGCAACAAGUGCGACAUGGACGACGAGCGGGUCAUCAGUUACGAGCGCGGCAAGCAGCUGGCCGACCAUCUCAAAGUUCAGUUCUUCGAGACCUCGGCCAAAGAAAAUACGAACGUUAAGGCAGUGUUCGAGACCCUUGUAGAUAUAAUAUGCGACAAGAUGAGCGAAUCUCUGGACAACGAUCCGACCCUGAUGGGCGCCACGGCCGGCCAGAACAAGGGCCAGCGCUUGACCGAUACACCGACCGCCGCCGCGGACCAACAGUGUAACUGCUAAGGUGGGGCAAGCUCCGGGUUAUUGAAAAAAAAAAAAAAAAUUUGAAAAGUCUUGAAAUUGGCCUCGGUGCCUCUGCGGCCCUCUCUGAUAUAUCGUAAACGAGAAUGACUAAAAAAAAAAAAAUGAAGUUGAAUCGCAUCUCUGACGAUUAUAUUACACACAUACACACCGAGAGAGCUGACGCGGUUCUUAAAAAAAAAAAAACGCCAGCCUAUCUCGACUAACAUAUGUAACGACAUUUCACGCCCUUUUCCGUCUAUUCCAAAACCAAACUGACAAAAAAAAAACCAUCAUAUCUUCGUUUUUCGCAUCUCUGAGGCUAUUCGUUUUUUCAAAAAUGCUUCUGUCAUUUUUUCAGUAUAAGGAUCUUAGAGAGAGAGAGAAAGAGAGAGUGAGAGUGAGAGAGAGAGAGAGAGAGAUAAGUUAGUUCAAUUGCAAGCGAUGAAUAUAAUCUUGUGAAUGUAGAUAUAUGAGAUGUAAGAAAAAAAAUUUACCUAAUGUUGAUCAAAUCUAAAGUUCAGUUCAACUUUAAUGAUGUUCCCUGUAUGAUAGAUAAUUAUGAGAAUUUAACGUUCUUAAUGCAUUGUUUUUUAUUAUAAAUUUGGGAAGAUUUGUGAAUAGAGUCAAGCGAACCGAGGUAUUGGAAAAAAUUGUAUAUUUUAAAUUUUCAAUUUUUCAAAGCACAAAGUUAGUUCAUCGGAGAGCUUUUUCUUAUGUUCAAGUGUCCUCUUGCACUUAUAGCAGUUUAGUUUAAACAAAAAAAUGGUGAAAAAAUAUGACUUUACAAGUUGAAUAAAACUGUUAAUGUUCAAUUCACAUACCUUCGCAACGGUGUUUGUUUUUUAUCGUUUUUGAAUGCAAAUUGUAUGCGUGUCGCAGUGUGCUACCUACGCAACUUUAUAAGUUUUCUGAAUUUUUAAGGUAAAUACCCGACUCUCGUUUCAAUCGGUGUUAUAUCAAAUUUUCAACAUAUCUUUUGUCCUUCGAGCUUCGUUCGUCUGGAAAAAUUUUUCAUUUAGCGCGGAAUGCACGCCGUAGUUGCCUCUCUCAGCGGCAGCAGCAGCAGCAAGCACGCUUUGAUAACACAAGCCCCGAGAGAUAUCUGAUUUUCUUUAUAUUCUGCAAACGCAUACUGAUCUUCCGACUAUAGAAAUCUAGCCUUCGUAUAUAAUGUAUAACUAUAGAUAUUCUUAUCCACGCCUACUUCCAGUAAUAUCGACCGCUUUGGCAAGCUGCAGUCUCUAAACUUAUAGCUUUUGGGUUUCGAUUACAAUGUAUUAUUUAACUCGAGCGAAAUUCAGUCUAUCAAAAUCGAGAAGUCAAUUAUAUUAUUGCUAUCGGUUAAAGUCAGACAGCUUUCAACUAGCGGUAAUAAUUUUUUUUUCUGCUUUUGGUAAAAAAUACAAUUUGCUUUCAAAAAAUAUAAAAAUCUAAAAUUACUUGUUUUAACCUUCGUAUGUAAAGGCUGUACCAAUUUUACAUAAACAGUUUUUUAUAAUUCAAAAAUAUUACUGAAAAACAUUAUAUUUAUUAUUAUUAUAUACACCGACGAGAAAAUUGAAGAUGGAAAUAUUCUAUACAGUUAUCUUCUUUCGUUCGAAAAAAAAAACACCUGCUGUACUUAUUGCAAUGAACAUAUCCUUUAAAAAAAUUAUUAAGGAAAAAUAUUUCAAGUAUAUCUAAAUAGUAUUACUACGCAGUAAAAAGUCAAAUUAUAAAUACUUUAUUCAAUCAUCAGUUUAGGAAUUUGUGACAGCACAAUAUCUAGUGGGUAAUUUUCAAAACAAAAAAAGAUUCGUUUCUGAUUCGAGCAGAGAAUCAUUAUUAUAAUAUAUUUAUUUACGAACGAGCAUAUAUCCGUAUGCAAUAAACAAAGAUUUGCAAAGUUUUAUUAAUCGUAGAUAGAAUCGUUAAGGUGCUUGAACUAACUCGACAUUUGAGCGUAUAAGUCAUGAAAAAAAAAAAAACGAGCGUUAAAAUUGUUGCGUAAUAUAAGCCAUUAUAAAAUAUGUGUAAAUUUUCAAAGCUGGUACAAAAUUUUGCCAUUUAAUUUCUAAUAAUUAAAGUAGAUAAUAUAUUCUACAAUUGCAUUGAUUCUUCAUAAAGAAAAAAAAAAAUGUUUAUCACCAAGUGAUGAGCUAUUUUGAUCGUAAAACUGAACAAUAACUUGUAAUUCGUUUGCAUUGAAUAAUUUUGUUGUAAAGAAAUUAACUUUUCAUUGAAUUAUAAACAUUCUGUUACUUCUUCGUUUCAAAAGCUUAUACAUAUAGGUGAGAAAAAAGUGGAUAUCAUAUUGAAUUGUUGAGUUUCAUAAUUUCUUGAAUAACCAUUGUAUGUAAUUAAAGAAAAAAAAAAAAAGAAAAAACGUGCAAUCGUUAAGCAACCAUGUAUGUUAGAUUUUAAAAAGAGUUUGAAGCGUUAAAUUAACGAGUUUUAUUCUAUAUAUUUACGUUACCGAAUAAAUGAUUAAAAAGUUAUUUAGAUUACGAUUGUAGCAAAAAUACUAUGUGUGACUGUAUUUAAAAGGUAAACAAACAAAAACAAAGCUUUCGAUUUUCAACUGCCAACUGUAAAAGUGUAAAAUGAAAAAAAGUGUAAAUUACCAUUUCAACGUGUAAUCAUCAUUACGAUAGUUAACUAUUUCAAUUCAAAUAAUUGGGUAUUGUAAUUAUUUUGCAGAAUCAAAUAAAUCGAAACUUGAACUGAUA
Trichogramma pretiosum is the source of this 4081-nucleotide messenger RNA. It is a transcript of the gene Rab3, whose product is annotated as ras-related protein Rab-3. Bases 708 to 1373 code for a protein of 221 amino acids. The record is from RefSeq and is a predicted model, not a curated record. The transcript is spliced from 4 exons. Lineage: Eukaryota; Metazoa; Arthropoda; Insecta; Hymenoptera; Trichogrammatidae. Gene Ontology annotation, biological process: regulation of exocytosis; protein localization to plasma membrane; protein secretion. Gene Ontology annotation, molecular function: GTP binding; GTPase activity. Gene Ontology annotation, cellular component: plasma membrane; endosome; synaptic vesicle.